Molecule: messenger RNA, 570 nt
Organism: Corticium candelabrum
Lineage: Eukaryota; Metazoa; Porifera; Homoscleromorpha; Homosclerophorida; Plakinidae
Exons: 2
Coding region: 53-397 (114 amino acids)
Source: RefSeq, a predicted model, not a curated record
GGGAGAGCAGUGUAGCAGAAAGAGAGGAUUUGUCUGCCUCUGUAAAAAGACCAUGCUGUUGAGUAGAGAGACUCUAGAAGGGAUCAAGAUAACUGGACAGUAUUUACUGAGCAUUCCAGAAGUGAACAGCCUGCUAUCCAAUCGAAUCUGUUGCCAAGAUAUACUUGAACAAUUUUUUGGCAAACAACGUCAGCAGAGAGGAACCAAUAACAACCCGAAUGUAGAGCAGUUUGAGUACAACACAUCUUCUAUUCGAGUAAUGAGCUCAGUGGCCCUUGCUCCUGUCAAUGGAAACACUGGGAGAUUUUCGAGAAGGAGACCAGGUGAUCUGGCUGUAGACAAAGAGAACACUCCAUUGCAUAAGCGGCCAAGGCUAUGUGCAAAAGCAUUGUUCUAAGGGCACUGUGAGAUUUCAGCAACAAAGUACCUAAGAUUUCAAAGUUUUACGAAGAGGCUUAGCUUUAGAAGUACCUACUGCAUGAGCUUGUUUGUACUGUUCCAUAAAUGAUAUCACGCAUGAAAAUCCACGUAUCGUAAUCCAUAAGUCUACAAUCAUUCUAAGUAGCUGAU